Molecule: messenger RNA, 2060 nt
Organism: Drosophila persimilis
Lineage: Eukaryota; Metazoa; Arthropoda; Insecta; Diptera; Drosophilidae
Gene: Nasp
Product: protein NASP homolog
Exons: 5
Coding region: 139-1755 (538 amino acids)
Biological process (GO): CENP-A containing chromatin assembly; DNA replication-dependent chromatin assembly
Cellular component (GO): nucleoplasm
Molecular function (GO): histone binding
Source: RefSeq, a predicted model, not a curated record
UCCGUAUUUUUCGUGCUCUAAAAGUGCUUUCUGUGUACAAUUUUAAAGACCAUAAUUGAGCGAAUACGUUUUGCGUACAAACAGUGGAAAUAAUCAAAGAAUUGAUCUAUCUACUUUCUGCUGCAAUCAAUAUAAAAAAUGUCUGCUGAAGCUGAAGCCAUUGUCACAACGGCCGCUGCCGAUGCCUCCACAUCACCGACAAAAAUCAAGAAAGUAGCCGCCGUCGAUGCAGACACCACACCCGACAACGCUGUGCCCGUGGCCACAGAUGGCGCCUCCGAGGGAAACGGCAAGGUGGAGCAAGAGCGCGCCGAAAAAAUACUCAAGGGCAAGGAGCUCUUUAGCCAGGGAUCGCGCAAUUUCCUGGUCAAGAGCUACGAUGAGGCCGCCGAUGAAUUGAGCCAGGUGUGCCAGCUGUACGAGGAGGUUUACGGCGAGCUGGCCGAUGAAUUGGGGCAGCCCCUGCUGCUAUAUGCCAAGGCGCUGAUUGCCAUGGCUCUGGAUGAGAACAAAGUGAUUGAUGUGCCCGAUGAGGCAGCCGAUGACGAUGAUGAGGAUAUGGACGAUGACGAUGAUGCUGGGGACGAAGCAGGGGAAGCUGCAGAGUCCAAGAAAGAAGCUGGCGAGGACAAGAAGGAGGCAGGCGAGGCCAAGAAGGAGGCAAGCGAGGCCAAAGAAGCGGCAGAGUCGAAGAAGGAAGCCGAGCCAUCCAAGAAGGAAGCCAAUGGCGCCGGCAGCACAAAUGGCAAGGCGUUGGAUAGCAUCAAGGAGGCCUCCGAUGAAGCCGAUUCCACUGUAGAUGCCCCAACAGAUGAGAAGAAUGCCAAGAAAUCAUCCACAGGAGUCGAAGAAGUUAGCAGCAGCAAUGGCGGUGCCACGGUCAACGAUGAUGAGCGUCCCAGCACCUCGAAUGGUGAGGCUGCAGCCAGUCCCAGCAAUGGAGCUGCGGCUUCAGCCGGAGGAGAGGAUGAGGAGGAGACCGAAGAGGGCGUCAGUGGCAGUCUCCAGUUGGCCUGGGAGAUCUUGGAGGCAGCUGCCAAGAUCUUUUUGCGCCAGGGCCUCAACGGCCUUCCCUAUUUGGCAGAGGUUCAAACUGAAUUGGCAAAUAUUGAAUUCGAGAAUGGGAUCCUUGAGGCGGCACGUGAGGAUUACGAAAAAGCACUCUUAAUUCUAAGCGAUCUCCCAACUAAGAAUCGCCGGGCACUCGCCGAGCUGCACUACAAGAUCGGCCUGACAUUUUUGAUGGCACAGCAAAACAAGGAAGGAGCCGCCUCGCUGCGUCUCUCCAGUGCCUUGAUUGAGGAGGAAAUAACAGAGAUCAAGGAGAAAGAGGAGCCCCUCAGUGAUCGCGAGAAGAACAAUAUGUUGGAUUUGGAGGAGACCAAGCAGGAGAUAUUGGCCAAAAUACAGGAAAUUGAAGAGAUGCAGGCUCAGACCAUUGCUGAGGUGCGUGCGGCUUUGGAUAGCUACAUCAAGCCAAUGGGCAGUGGCAGUAGCAGCAGCGGGGGCGCCAGCAGCAACGAUGCUGCUGCGUCUUCAUCCACCAAUGGGGCGGCCAGCUCUCCAUCACCGUCAUCAUCGUCCAGUGCUGCUGCUACUUCUGCUGUUGCUGCCACCUCGUCCUCGUCGACCAUUAGCAGCAGUUCCACCGCCAAGCCCACCGAUAUUACGCAUUUGAUUAAGCGCAAGAAGCCCGAGGAGCCUGGCUCUGAGGCCGAGGCCCUGUGCUCGCCGGCCAAGCGUCCCGCCUUGUAGGAAAAGCAGCGGCACAUUCCAGUGGCACACACUCAAUCACCCCCCACACAUCAGCUACUUAAACCACCCAUCCCUCGACCCUCAACCCAUGAUAGAAACACCUUUUUCACACACUUGCAUUUUAUAAAACACAAGCACACUGUCACUGUCCCCAUGCUUUCCCCCUAUUAUGCUCCUAUUUAUGCUUUUUGUUUGCUGUUUUUUCUACCAAAAUUCUCUGUAAGUCUCUGUAAGUUUAAAAUCACAAUUUAGUGCGUAAGAAAGUGCGUAAAAAUAAACGAAUGUUUUGUAUUAAACAAAAGGAA